Messenger RNA from Trichoderma harzianum CBS 226.95, 637 nucleotides. RefSeq lists its product as hypothetical. Bases 138 to 524 code for a protein of 128 amino acids. The transcript has a single exon. The record is from RefSeq and is a predicted model, not a curated record. Lineage: Eukaryota; Fungi; Ascomycota; Sordariomycetes; Hypocreales; Hypocreaceae.
GAUCGUCAAGGGCAGCAAAGCAGAUGCGCUGAGGCAUCGAAUCUACAUGUAAAGAUGAGAUGAAUGACUAAGGCGAACAAGUACCAACACUAACAAUUCAGCCAACAAAAUACAUACCUAGCUUUUGUGCUUAUGAGAUGACCCCAGCCAUUUCUAUUGAAGAUUCCCAUCGAUUGUCCAAUGAAAUCAACCCCCAUCGCUGCUUUUUGAUACCAACCUACAUAGGCAUCAAUAUUCAUUCCCCAUUCCCCCAUCUAUCCCUAUCCAAGUACAUAAAGCUACAUCGAGACAGAAAAUCAAUUGAUGUGAUUAAUGUACCAUGCAGUGCACUGUAUCCAUCGGCUGUGUCAUUAUCAUUCAAUGUCAUUGCCACGGUCAUCAACGCUUCUUCAUUCAGUAAAUGCUCUCCCCCCAUCGCCACAAACACAUCACCUGUGUCCUUCAUAAGCCAAUGCCCGCUGCCAAUUCACUCCCCAUACAUACGACCUGCUCCAUGGAGGCAAAGCACGUCAACCCGCCAUUGAUUGGCCAUCUGCACGCACACGAGAUGUACACAUAUGUAAGGUGAAGUGUUCAUAAACACACUGGCCAGCCAUGCUGUAAUGCGGGACAGCUCACUGCCCAGUUUAUACUCGCA